Ophidiomyces ophidiicola is the source of this 663-nucleotide messenger RNA. RefSeq lists its product as uncharacterized. The transcript has 2 exons. The record is from RefSeq and is a predicted model, not a curated record. The coding region runs from base 1 to 663 and encodes 220 amino acids. NCBI's taxonomy places the organism in Eukaryota, Fungi, Ascomycota, Eurotiomycetes, Onygenales, Onygenaceae.
AUGGCUGAAAAUGCCUCGGCCUCUUCGGGCGUACCAGAAGCCUUGCCUACUGAACAUGACUUAGACCAGGCGUUCAAAAUACCGAUUCUGGAUUCAUAUGGAAAAGAGCAGCUGUUUGGCGAUUUAUUUGACAAUUUACGAGCACAAGAAAAAAGCCGUGUUAUGGUUAUCUUUGUUCGACAUUUCUUCUGCGGUAGUUGUCAAGAUUACAUCCAAACUCUUUCAUCUUCUAUUCCUCCGCCGUCGUCUCUUCCGUCGAAUACUAGCCUAGUUAUCAUCGGCUGCGGCGCCACCAGCCUGAUCCCCAUGUACGCAAAGGAGACCUCUUGUCCUUUCCAGAUAUACACGGACCCAUCCAGUCGGCUAUAUUCUAUCUUCGGCAUGACGCGGACUUGGAGUCUCGGCCCUGUGCCGGAGUAUCUAAGGCACUCGACGUUCGCCUUGGUUGUCAAAGGCAUAUCCCAGGGCUUGAGGAGAACCUUCAAUGGCGACGCAUUGAAAUCGGGAGAUAUGGCCCAGGUUGGCGGGGAGUUCUUUUUCGAAAUUAAACCAAAAAGUCAAGAGAACGGCCGCGAUAUCAUUGUCACUUGGGGUCAUCGAAUGAAGACAACCCGAGAUCACACUGAAGUCCCGGAACUUAAACGUAUCAUGGGUCUUGAUUAA